CUCACCGCCGCCAGCCCUCAUUCCUACAUAUCUCUCCGCCACGCACCACAAGCACAUUUCACAGACUUCUGCACCCGCUACCACCGCACUCAACAACAGAACCAGAUCUACUACAGUCAUCAUGCGCUCCAAGUUCAAGGACGAGCACCCGUUCGAGAAGCGCAAGGCCGAGGCUGAGCGCAUCCGCCAGAAGUACAACGACCGCAUUCCCGUUAUCUGCGAGAAGGUCGAGAAGUCAGACAUCGCGACCAUCGACAAGAAGAAGUACCUCGUCCCAGCGGACCUUACCGUAGGCCAGUUCGUCUACGUGAUCCGCAAGCGCAUCAAGCUGUCGCCCGAGAAGGCCAUCUUCAUCUUCGUCGAUGAGGUCCUGCCGCCGACUGCCGCUCUGAUGAGCUCGAUAUACGAGGAGCACAAGGACGAGGAUGGCUUCCUCUACAUCACCUACUCGGGCGAGAACACGUUCGGCGAGGCGAUCUAGGCCAUUCUACACACCUCUUGUUUACUCGAUCAUCGACGGCGCGGAGGGACUACGGCGUUCUCGGAUUCUGUGGGCUUUCCUUGACAUUUGCUGCAACACUAUAUCAUGGCUGGGCUGAAUGAAGUUAUUAUGAUGAACGAGGCAGUGCGGUAGUCGCUCUCUCUACACUCAGUGCGGGCUGUCAGGAAGACCAAGCUCGGCUCCUGUCACAUGGCACCUAAAGCUGAUAAGGUGCCUGCGCUGGACAAGACGGUCGAGAGAGCGGCUCUGUCCAAGGAAGUUGGGUCAUUUCCUUCCGCUGUAACUGUCGUCAAUAGUAUCAUCCUAUCUCGAAUCUACAGAACUGCUCCAAUAGCCA
Messenger RNA from Parastagonospora nodorum SN15, 839 nucleotides. RefSeq lists its product as hypothetical. The record is from RefSeq and is a predicted model, not a curated record. Gene Ontology annotation, molecular function: phosphatidylethanolamine binding. Gene Ontology annotation, biological process: cellular response to nitrogen starvation; macroautophagy. Bases 122 to 481 code for a protein of 119 amino acids. The transcript has 3 exons. Gene Ontology annotation, cellular component: fungal-type vacuole membrane; cytosol; autophagosome. Lineage: Eukaryota; Fungi; Ascomycota; Dothideomycetes; Pleosporales; Phaeosphaeriaceae.